Molecule: messenger RNA, 1657 nt
Organism: Monopterus albus (swamp eel)
Lineage: Eukaryota; Metazoa; Chordata; Actinopteri; Synbranchiformes; Synbranchidae
Product: protein jagunal homolog 1-B
Exons: 4
Coding region: 170-721 (183 amino acids)
Biological process (GO): endoplasmic reticulum organization; granulocyte colony-stimulating factor signaling pathway; vesicle-mediated transport
Cellular component (GO): endoplasmic reticulum membrane
Source: RefSeq, a predicted model, not a curated record
GUCUGACCAAUCACAGGUUGAAAUGUCAUACUUCCCGUUUUUCUUCCUUGUAUGACUGUUUAGCUUGAUAUUCAGCUGCUGUUACUCUUAGCCAGUGUUUUUGAUAUUUUAAGUUUUGUUGUUUGUUUGUUUGUUUUUCAUGAACACCGGUACCUAAAAAAUAUCCAGUAUGGCUUCUCAAGCGGGGCCGAGAGCAGCAGGCACAGAUGGCAGUGACUUUCAGCACCGGGAGCAGGUUGCUUCUCAUUACCAGAUGAGUGUCGCCUUGAAGUCUGAAAUCCGUAAACUCAACACCGUCCAUCUUCUGAUCUGGGUACUAAUGACGGCUCAGGUGACAGUGAGUCAGCUGAGCCUAGUGUCCCACAAGAUAGUGGCCUCUCCAUACCAGUGGGAGUUCCCUUACCUUCUGAGCAUAAUUCCUACAAUCUUCAGCUUCUUGGCAUUACCUCGCAACAACAUUGGGUACCUGGUAAUCUCUAUGAUCAGUGCGGGGCUAUUUUGCGUGGCCCCGCUGAUCUACGGCGGUAUGGAGAUGUUUCCUGUGGCACAGCAGCUCUAUCGGCACGGCAAAGCGUACCGCUUUAUCUUUGGCUUCUCUGCCGUGACGGUCAUGUACCUGGUGAUCGUCAUUGCCAUACAGGUGCACGGCUGGCAGAUUUACUACAGCAAGAAGCUGCUGGACCAAUGGUUUAUCACCACGCAGGAGAAGAAGAAGAAAUGAGGUCACUGAAAGCAUGCCUAGUGCUGAGAUGUUCUAUCUUGUAGGCUUGUGGGAUCCUAGAGCUGAGAUGUUUUUUUUGUUUGUUUGUUUUGUUUUUGAAACCCAGCCAUUGAUUUGUUGCAGUGAGCUAGUGAAGACAAAGAGAAGAGGCUCCCAGAUGUAAUGUCAUCAACCUUUCUAUGUUUAUAUUUGAUUAUUGUUCAGCUGUUUGCAGAAAACCUGUCCUUAGACAACUGGUGAGUGCUGCCAUCAUUCUGCACCUUAAUCCAUCAUAUAUUUGUUAAGCUGUAUGUACAUUUUAUUACAAACAUGUGACUGAACAGACACCAAAAUAUGUUAAAUAUUUCUAAAUCUCAUGUAGUGUACCUAUAUGGUAUAAAUGUUAUAACUAUAUAGAAUAGCAUUUAACUUUCAUUAUAGCAAAUCAGUUCAGUCAAAAGGUGAUAUCAACCUGCUCAACUCAAACUGAAUUAAUUUAUAAUUGUAUAAUGUGCAGAAAUGUGCUAGAAUUGUUAAGUGAAACCUAUUGGUUUUUCACUGUUUUUGGACACUGGUGGCAUUUUUGUGUUUUUACAUAAGGAAUCCCUGUUUUUCAGAAGUAGUAAGUCCUUAUUAAAGUAUUUCCUCAAUAGCUUUGGCUCCAAAAUCUAUACAGUUCUCAGAGAUUAUCAUGUGUUUGUCCAAACAGUUUAAACAUAUACCACAACUCUAUAGUUCAUCAGCAAAAGGAUAUACUGUGUUACAAAAAUAAAUGUCAACCCUGUCAAAAUGAAAUGUUCCGUUAGCACCGCGUAAGUCAAAGUUCUCAAAAUGAUCAACUGUUUUGUCAGAACAAUGGAACACUUACGUUUGAAGUAAUGUGAGAAAACAAUUUUAUUGUCCUGGAAUAUGUGAAAUCCAUACAGUAUAAGUGAGAAAUAAAACACUGGCACAGCA